Molecule: messenger RNA, 3321 nt
Organism: Corythoichthys intestinalis (scribbled pipefish)
Lineage: Eukaryota; Metazoa; Chordata; Actinopteri; Syngnathiformes; Syngnathidae
Product: E3 ubiquitin-protein ligase RNF19A
Exons: 9
Coding region: 406-2136 (576 amino acids)
Biological process (GO): ubiquitin-dependent protein catabolic process; protein polyubiquitination; positive regulation of proteasomal ubiquitin-dependent protein catabolic process
Cellular component (GO): cytoplasm; ubiquitin ligase complex
Molecular function (GO): zinc ion binding; ubiquitin protein ligase activity; ubiquitin conjugating enzyme binding
Source: RefSeq, a predicted model, not a curated record
CACCGCAGUGUGCCACCCCUCCGGGCCCGUCGUCAGCAAGUGCACGCCGGGCCAAGGCUCUCCUCUCGCCGCUUCGAGAAUCGCCACCGCCCGGCCGGCCGGCCGCCCGCCCGCCUGCCUCUCCCCGCUUCCACGGCGCUUCCAGCCGGCUACGCGAAACUCGAGGAGCCGGUGUGUGCGAGGAUUUUCCCUGGUUGUUUUAGGGGAGGAGCCAUUUGUGUAAUGCGCCGCGCACAACGAGGUUGCAGGCAACAAACGUGACGAGUCGACCGAAUAAGUACUCGAGCACCAUCCAAAGAAUGAAGUUGUAAUAGCGCCGUCCCCCCGCUGUCAGGGGUCGCCUCCUCUCAUUCAUCUCCAUCGCUCCCUCGGCCCGCUGUUCAGUCGCCGCUCUGUCCACCCACCAUGAAGAGGCCCAAGCAGCAGGCGGGGGGGCCUCUCAGCUUCCUCAACUUCUUCAGCCGAAAGCCCAAAUCGGAAAAGCCCGCUGAGGCCAAGACGCCUAAAGACGAGGUGGCCAUCACGCUCACCCUCAGCCGGCAACCUACGCGGGAUCAGACAACAGAAGACUCUGAAGAACGGAGACUUUCCGGAGCAGAAAUUGUCGACGGAGGCGACCGCGCGCCCAUGUUGGACGGCGCCACGGCGGAGGCGUCAACAGGCGCUAACGCCGGUGGCUCCACCGACACAUUUUCUCUAUCGGGCUCCACCCAGGACCACCUCGACGAGCACCUCGAGGAGUGCCCGCUUUGCCUGCUUAGCCAGCCUCGCCGCCGCUUCCCCGCGCUCCUCACCUGCCCUCACCGCACCUGCGCCGACUGCCUUCGUCAGUACCUCCGCAUCGAAAUCUCCGAGAGCCGCGUCGGCAUCGCCUGCCCGCAGUGCCCCGAGGCCCUGGCGCCGCUAGACGUGCGCGCCAUCCUGGACGACCCGGCUCUCCUAGAGAGGUUCGAGGAGUACCACCUACGGCGGUUCCUAGCCGCCGACCCCGACGCGCGAUGGUGCCCCGCGCCCGAUUGUAGCUACGCGGUGAUCGCGUACGGUUGCGCCGAGUGCCCCAAGCUGAGCUGCGGGCGCGCGGGCUGCGACACGCACUUCUGCUACCACUGCCGGCAGCUGUGGCACCCUAACCAGACGUGCGACCAGGCGCGGAGGCAGCGCGCGCGAAACGCGCUAGGCGCUAACGACGCCGCGGCUGCGCUCUAUGUCUUCAACGAAGAACCCGGGGCAGAUGCGGAAGAAAUCAAGCCGUGCCCUCGGUGCGGCGCGUACAUCAUGAAGACCAACGACGGCAGCUGUAACCGAAUGAACUGUACCGUGUGCGCUUGCCAGUUCUGCUGGCUCUGCAUGCAGGAGAUCACCGACGUGCACUACCUCAGUCCCUCAGGAUGUACCUUCUGGGGCAAGAAGCCAUGGUCGCAGACACGCAAAGUUCUCUGGCAGGUGGGCAUGUUGCUGGGCGCCCCCGUGGUCAUAUCGCUCAUCGCCGGCCUCGCCAUCCCAGUCAUCAUCGUGGGCAUUCCCAUCUACAUGGGCCGGAAGGUACACGGUCGUUGUAAGAAAAACAAUAUCUCAGGAAGUAAGCACUACUUAACGGUGGCGAGCGGCGUCAUGAUGUCGGUGUUUGUGUCGCCCGUUAUAGCGGCCGUCACCGUCGGUGUGGGCGUACCGCUCAUGUUGACGUACGUCUACGGGGUGGUGCCCAUGUCGCUGUGCAGGAACGGUUGGUGUCGACCGCCCGCCGACGCCCCCGACACGCUGGAGGACUUGGCUAGCUAUCUUCUCUUCUCCCACGUGGUGGCCGACCACUGGCGGGCCCAGAACAGCCCCGCGUUAGCCGACACUAGCUUACAAGAAGUUAGCGCGCAAGAAACGACCACCCCAGUCCCCAUACAGCUCCCCGGCACAAGCGCCGCGCAAGUCUACCACGCGGUCGAGGAGUCACCCGAACGACAACCGGACUGCGACGGCGCUUCUACGAGGGACGGCACCAACAUCGAAGUGCGCGUGGAAAUUGAAACGCAACGGCGAAGCGCUCGCCAGUCCAGCCUCAGCAGCCGCAGUCUGUCGGCCGAGUCGCUGGGACGACGGGCGGACGGGAACGCGUUUCCCGUCUUCGAAUCGGACGACGUGUGACUCCCCUCCCAGACGGCGGGGGGCGCCCACGGAGCGACUUCUGCUUCCCUCCCACCAGAUGCCUUUAAGUGUGAGGACAAUUUGCGCGUCAAAUGAUUUUCCCGCGUAACAUUUCCGCAUGUUGGACCGGUUGUCUCAUUUAACACCCCUUUAACAAUAAAAGCGGACCCUCGCGAGCAUGCGUAUCGGACUCGGAAGGAUUGAAAACCCCUCCCCCAAUAUACAACCUAUGUUAUAUAUAUGCUGAGUCGGCACGGGCAAGCCGCUCGAGCCUGAAAAAUGCAGGCUGGGGUGACUUUGCCUAGGUAAUGCAGGUUUUAAGAAUGCUGCCAGGUAUACGCCCUGUGGACAAAAGUAUUGGGACACAUGGAAUUAAUUAGCCUAAUCGUGACAAUCCAUUCAAAGCAUAGUAUUACAUCUAAGAUUUGUUGGAUUAAUUCCCUCACUGCUAUUGACUGCAAUAGACAUCAAAUACAUUUGUUCAGUGUUCUUGAUUGGUUGUUUUUUUAAAAUGUAACCAUUUAUCGGGCACACAUUUAAAUACAUGAUUUUUUUUUAAAAAAUUAAAUUUCGGAUGUUAUUUCUUUUAUGGUGUUAUUAUUUUUUUGCUUAUUUGUAGGGAGUUUUAAUUAAUUUGUAUUUUAUUAUUUUUUGUAAUUUAUAAAAUAAUAGAUAAAAAUACAACAUUAUUUUUUAAAUCUUAUAACAAGUGUAGUUUUUUUUAAUUUAAAAAAAUGUUUUUGUUUACUUCCCAAAAAUAAUCAUUUGAGUGCAAAAAUUAAAUAAAUACACAAUGAAAGCAACACUAGGUAACUUUUCAACUUUUAUAAAAUAUUUUCAUCAACUUUGUGAUAAUAUGUCGAUGACAAUGAAGGAAUUUUUAAUUUCUGAAGGAAGGAAUUUCAAUUUUUAUUGAAUUAUUUCCAUUUUUAUUUUAGUUUUAUUUCUGUUUUAUUUUCUCAUUAUUUAUUCCAAAAUAUUAUAUAAUAAAUAUAAUUUUUUCCCCAAUUUUUAUUUCUAUUUUCAAUUAAGUAUUUAUUUCAACAUAUAUUUAUUUAUUCCAAUUUUUUAUUUAUUUCAUGAUUGCACUCUUGUUCCAUAUGGAGGACCAGGAGUGCAAAAAUUAAAUAAAUAAAUACUUGUCCUGUAGAAAAUAAAAAUUAAAAUUAUUUAAAAAAAAAAAAA